Molecule: messenger RNA, 3500 nt
Organism: Phycodurus eques (leafy seadragon)
Lineage: Eukaryota; Metazoa; Chordata; Actinopteri; Syngnathiformes; Syngnathidae
Product: peroxisomal acyl-coenzyme A oxidase 3-like
Biological process (GO): fatty acid beta-oxidation using acyl-CoA oxidase; lipid homeostasis
Cellular component (GO): peroxisome
Molecular function (GO): fatty acid binding; pristanoyl-CoA oxidase activity; FAD binding
Source: RefSeq, a predicted model, not a curated record
UUGCUGACGGGCUAUUCCCCUUAAAAUACUAGCAUUUCAUUUUCCAAUUGUUGCCACCGAUUUAGUCCACACUAGUAGCCAGCUGCAGCUUUCCCUACCCUACAUUCUUAAAAACAUGAACAAACGUCUUGCUUGGAUGCCCUGACUUUUGUCCUUAAUGUGCCAAUAAAAACACAGUAUGACAGGAACAACGGUGCAAGGACAUUGAUAACUUUAGAUUCCUUGCAGCUCUGGCUGACUCGAUUAACAAAAUAUUUGAUCUAUUCUUAUCUUGUAUUGCAAAACAAAAUAAAUUCCAUAUCAUGACAGUGUGAUCAUGCAGAGUUUUAACUCAGUCAUUCCGAUACAAAUAAAAAUGUUGCGAGUAAUCCCUUUUUACAAUUACGCACCAAGAACAAAUCCACUCCCGAUUCUGGCAACCGCGGCCGCACUGACUCGGUCGCCUAAUAAAGGUGCGCAUUUAGUGUGUUCAGACGGGUUGGUCCUGGAAGUUCCCAACAAAACCUGGCACUCUGGAAAGAAAACCGUUCACCGAUGGAGCGCGGUCUCAAUUACGUUCGCCAGGCAGAAAUGAACGAAGUUCAGUUGACAUUUGCAGAAAAUAUCAACUAGUUCAGCACCUUUCGUCCAUUCAGGUACAAAAGACGGACCGUGGUUUGAAUCUGUCAGGAAAUGUGAAAGGAAGAGGUAAAUAUGUAAAGUAUCUGGGAAAAGUGCCGAUAUUUCACAUGAGAAGCAUAGCAGCUGGAAGUUUAUGAGAAUUUGAACAUUUGAAUGGUGCGAAUCCGUGGAAGUGUCACGGGGUAAAGUAGCUUCAAAGAUGAGCCGCUUCUUUGUCCAAUGUCUCCUUGACUUGAAUGUUUUUUCUUGUGGAACUGUAGGAAAAUUAGGAAUUUUUGGAAUGUCGAAAGUCAAGGACAACGUCUGGAGUUUGUGCAUAUGCAUUUUGGAGAGGGGAAUGUUUUAGUAGGUAGACAAAAUUUGGAAGACAAUGACGCAGCAAGUGUCUGACCUCCCAAGCGGGCCGCUGGACAUCUACAGGCAAAAAGCUUCUUUCCCGUGGAAGGACAUGCGUCUCUUCCUGGACGGAGAAGAGGCGAUGGCGUUGAAGCAACGUGUCUUCGCGGCGAUGGAGAACGACCCGCUUUUCUCCAGGACGCCGGGUGAAGACGUCCCUGUGGAGCGAAUGCGGGAGCUCACCUUCCUCAGGGUGAAGCAGCUGUUCCGCUACGACUUCCUGACCAAUGAAGAGGCCCUGGCCGACCCGUGGAAGACGGUGGUCCUCAAUGACUGCUUGGGAAUGUUCGACUGGUCCUUGGCGGCCAAGUUCUUCCUCAACAAAGGCAUGUUCGGAGCGACGGUCGCCAGCGGCGGGUCGGCGCGACACGGCAAGUACGUGCACGGCGUCGAAGACAUGACGACGUUCGGGUGCUUCGCGUUGACCGAGCUGAGUCACGGCAGCAACACCAGAGCCAUGAGGACCACCGCCACCUACCAGCCCUCCACGCAGGAGUUUGUCAUCAACUCUCCAGAUUUCGAGGCAGCCAAGUUUUGGGUGGGCAACCUGGGGAAGACGGCCACUCACGCGCUGGUGUUUGCGCAGCUCUACACGCCGGAUGGGGUCUGCCACGGCCUGCACACCUUCGUGGUCCCGGUGAGAGAUCCCAAGACGCUGCUGGCUCUGCCCGGUGUGCUGGUCGGAGAUAUGGGCAAGAAGUUGGGCCAAAACGGACUGGAUAACGGGUUUGCUUUGUUCCACAACGUGAGGAUCCCGCGGGAGAAUCUCCUGAACAAGACUGGCGACGUGACGCCCGCCGGUAAAUACGUGAGCCCUUUCCAGGACCCCGACAAGCGUUUCGGGGCGUCCCUGGGCGCCCUGUCCGGAGGCCGGGUGUCCAUUGCCAGGGUGGCCCUGGUCAACCUCAAGCUGGCCCUGACUGUGGCAGUACGCUUCUCCGCCACCAGGAGGCAGUUCGGGCCCAAGGACGGCAUGGAGCUUCCCGUAAUCGAGUACCAGUUGCAGCAAUGGCGUCUGAUUCCGUACCUGGCGGCAGCGUACGCUCUGGAGCGUUUCUCCAAAUCCCUCUUCGACGACUUUGUGGAGCUUCGCGUGGGACAGAUGAUGGGGGAGCGCACCGACAGACAGGCCGAGCUGGGCAGGGAGAUCCACGCGCUGGCCUGCUCGAGCAAGUCCUCGGCCUCGUGGACGGCUCAGCGGGGAAUCCAGGAGUGCCGCGAGGCCUGCGGCGGUCACGGUUACCUGGCCAUGAACCGGCUGGGGAGUCUGCGCGACGACAACGACCCCAACUGCACCUACGAGGGGGACAACAACGUGUUACUGCAGCAAACCAGCAAUUACCUCCUGGCCUGGAUGGACGCCAAGCGACGCGACGGCGCGCGCAUCCGCUCUCCUCUUCACACGGUGGACUUCCUGGACCAUUUCCACAGGAUCCGAGACGGCCGCUUCACAGCGCGCACGAUCGACGACUGCGCGGACUCCGCAGUGGCGCUGGCGGCCUACGAGUGGCUGGUGUGCUUCCUCCUGGAGGAGAGUCACAAGAGGCUGGAGCAGCACCGGACUUUGGGCCAAGACGACUUCGAGGCCCGGAACAAUAGCCAGGUGUACUACUGCCGCGACCUGGCCUUGGCCUACAUCGAACGCUGCUGCCUCCUCAGGUUCCGCGAGUGGACUCUGCGCGAGGACACGCCGAGACGACUGCGAGCCGUCCUCGGGAAGCUUUGUGCGCUUUAUGGACUGUGGAGCCUCAGCGGCCACAUGGCCACGCUCUACCAAGGUGCUUUCCUGAGCGGAAGGGAGCCGGCCCGCUUGAUCCAGACGGCCAUUCUUACUCUCUGCGCGCAGCUGAAGGACGACGCGGUGGCGCUGGCGGAUGCCGUGGCCCCCCCUGACUUCAUCCUCAACUCCCCCAUCGGCAACGCCGACGGGCAGCUGUACAAGAACCUCUGGUCCACGGUGACGCAGGGGCGCCGAGCGCUGGAGCGGCCGUCCUGGUGGAAAGAGUUCUGCUCCGACAAGCCCGCCGUGGGAUCUCUGCGGCCCAAACUCUAGACGGCGCGCGCCGGGCGAGCGUACGUUCUCCGUUUGGAAGCCUCCGCCUCCACGCGGAGACGCAACUUGGCACCAAAUCUUGCAGUUUCCAGCGACGACUGCGUUCGCAAUCGUUCACUCGUUCCUUAUUCCUGAAUCACUACAAAGAGAUUUGUUGGGGCCUUUUUAGGGAACUACAGUAUCUCGGACUAGGUCCCAAAGUCCAAGCGGGCAAUCCAUCGCGUCGCCGCUAAUGUUAUGCUACGGCCGUCGUGUCAUCCCAGCACAUCUGAAAAUAAAAUGCAUAUCAGCUUUUCUGCACUAGAUUGGUUUGGUGAAAUGAGGCGAGAGAAGUUUAUUUUUCAUAAUGUCUGUGUGUAUACACGCAUAAUGUAUAUUAUCACUGACUAAUCAAUGGCUUAUCAAUAAAGGGACAUCUUGAUCAACGCUG